AUGGACCCGAGACAUACGUCUGCGCCGAGCUUUCAUGAUCACAAGGAACACUACCAACCGCCCGAGAGAUUUCCACACGCAAUGCCCGACUCGCGAUUCUCAUCACACGGUCCGUUACCUAUACCUUCUCGACCUGUCAUGGAUACUGCGCCCCCUCCACUACCUCCACCACCGAGGAUUCGGGAUUUGGAAAAUGGUUAUGAUGCUGGCUGGCUCCAUGCGAACUGUGAAAGACCUUCCACUGCGCUUCCACCGAUAAAUCCGAAUUCAAGCCUGUUUGGCGGUCAACGACGAAGUGAUUCGACACCACGAAGUGAUCCUAUGGCCGUGGAUGAGCUAGAAGGAAGACAAAGUGGUUUCCCGGUGUCUCGCAGUCCGGAAGCCCAUAUCAAGAUAGAGCCGCCUCCACCAACAAAUGAUGGAUUUCCCAAUUCCAUGUCUGUCACUUCUCCUUCAGGUCCUAUAUUAAAAGGAGAGCGAGAUUUCUCUUUAAGAAGCGUCAAAGAUUCAUCCAAUGCAUAUGAUCAACAUUUAUUGUCAAAGAUUGGAAAUUCAUUAUCCCCUCGAGGCUCAAUCAGUCAUGGAUCCGAUCACCGGGGUUCGAUAUCAUCACUUACAGUUCCGUCCCGGUCACCUAGCAAUCUUCCCUCGCCAGGGCCGUCAGAGGGUUCUACGCUCGAUGUGAAAUGGUCUUACAGUCCUACAUCAGGAGGGGUAUCCCCGAGGUCUAGCAUUGGCUGGCGAGAGUAUAUCGAUGGAGGCCGCAGCCCAAGCGUGGAAAGUACCGCACCUUCAUCAGCGUUAGAAUACGACUAUAUGCGCGAUGUGGGCCGAAGACGUCAUCAUAAAACUACACCCUCGCGAGAAGACAGUAUCAGUCUACCGAGUCGAUCAAACCGCGGAAGUUACGACCAGGGUGUCUUUUCUGAUAUCGAAGGAGAAUUUGGAUCAGACGAUCCAGUUCCUCCAAGGCCAUACAUGGACGAGCCUAUGCCCCCAAGCCACUUUGUUCUUCGAGAGCCCACUCCACCAUAUCCUGAGGGCAGGCAGGGUAUGAAACGGAGGGCUUCUUCUCCUCCUCGAGAACCGCUGACAGAUGAUCGUCAUACCUUACAUGUGGCUACCAGUAACGGAGAUUUGUCGCAACGGAGAACGAGUGGACAGCCGUUUACGAAUAACUUGACGGUUAACAGUAGUUAUGCCCCAAGCCAACGAACUUUGUCCGCAGCUUCAUCCUUGAGUAUUAGAACUUCUGGAUCUUACUCAUCGACUCUUUCUAUUGGGGGUAGUAGCAUGACAAGUCUCUCUCCGUAUGACCGGCCAUCUCCGGGAGGACUUUCGCCCAGCUCAGAUCUCGAUACAUUCCAUGAAAAGUCAAUUCUGAACCCCAGCUCCCCGGUUCAACUUGUCCAACCAAUGCCCAGGGUUGUAACAGGUUCCACCCUCGAACCACCCGCCACAGAUGCCACAGGCAAAGUUCCAAUGCCAACAGCCUUAAACACACCAAAACCCCAAACCUCAAAAAUCAGUGGACUAUUCAUCUGUGAUUGCUGCCCAAAGAAACCAAAGAAAUUCGGCAAUCCAGAAGAUCUCCGAGCCCACGAAAUGGAAAAACAAUACUCAUGCCAAUACUGCAACAACCGCUUCAAAAAUAAAAACGAAGCAGAACGCCACCAAAACUCCCUCCAUCUCCGCCGCCACUCCUGGUCCUGCGCCGCCCUCCCAAGCUUCCAAGCCGCCUUCCACGGCUCAGCAGCGCCAUCCCAUCAAACAAACGCCGGCCCUUCGCAUGACACAUGCGGCUACUGCGGCGAGGAAUUCCCGAACUUCCCACGCCCAGACUGGGAUUCCAGAUUCGACCAUCUAACCACCGUACACAAAUUCGGCGAAUGCAACAAUGCGAAGAAAUUCUUUCGUGCGGAUCAUUUCCGUCAGCAUUUGAAGCAUUCCCAUGCUGGUACCAGUGGGAAAUGGACGAACAUCCUGGAAAAUGCUUGCAUGAAGGAUGAGAUUCCGCCUGAGCCUAGAGACAAGAAUGGGUUGGCGAGUAACACUAUUGAGGAGGUCCUUGAGCAGUGA
This is a messenger RNA of Penicillium longicatenatum, 2079 nucleotides long. RefSeq names its product putative C2H2 finger domain protein (gene znfA). Bases 1 to 2079 code for a protein of 692 amino acids. The record is from RefSeq and is a predicted model, not a curated record. The transcript is spliced from 3 exons. Lineage: Eukaryota; Fungi; Ascomycota; Eurotiomycetes; Eurotiales; Aspergillaceae.